AUGCAUAAAAGUGGUUCCAACGAUUUCAACGUUUUAUCUACCGCGUGCUACCAAUUCAAACUGACCAACAACGGUAAACCAUUUGGUCACCAAAAAGCGUGGGAAGUGUGCCGUCAAGGUCCAAAAUGGGUCCUUAAUCCAGAGACAUCGCAUUCAGACCCGACCACCGGCUCCAACAAAAGAACAAGAACUUCUGAAUUGGACGCGGGUUUUAGGCUAGACCUCAAUGAUGACGUUGAUGGUGCCGAGGAAGAGGGUCCGCCUGAAGUCCAACUCCGUCGACCACCGAGUAGGGACAAAGCAAAACGGGCGGCGUCUUCAAGCGGGAAAGCAACCGCAACUAGCGACGACGGGCUUGUGGAAUCCAUAGAUAAAACUUUAAGUUUUCUAGAAAAAAAAUACCAAUCAGCAGAGGAAGGUCGUCGCCAAAAACUCGCUCUCACUGAUCUUCAAAUCAUAAACACCAAACCUCAACCAGAUCUCGACCUUGAAAAUCUAGCCACAUUUCUGAAAAUCCAACAACGUGUCCGUGCUAAAUAUGACGAUUAG
Lactuca sativa (garden lettuce) is the source of this 549-nucleotide messenger RNA. The record is from RefSeq and is a predicted model, not a curated record. Lineage: Eukaryota; Viridiplantae; Streptophyta; Magnoliopsida; Asterales; Asteraceae.